UCGCCCUUCUCUUCCUGCUUUCCGAACGGCAGAUCUCGCCCCUCCUUUAUAUAAUUCUCACGACCCGUUGGGAGUCAGCAGCAGCCAAGACGGCUGUCAGCAUUCCAACGCCAAGCAGAGUCCUGGAUCAUUCAUCUUAUUGACGUAGACUGUGCGUCGUCUCUCGUCCACUCCUGAGCUUGGCAGAUAUUCAACCCUGCAGUAAUGGGUCAGUCGCAUUCCAAGGGCAAUUCUGGCCCUGGCGACUCUUUGCAGUCUUACCCAUCCUUUUCUCGCUCCGACACCAAGGAAUCUCUUCGAUCCCUUCGGGGCUCGAUUCGGUCCAAGAUCCGUAGCACCGAUAGCCCUCGCGCGUCCACUUCGGCGUUGUCCACGGGAAGCCAGACGGAUAGGUCUGAUGCUGGGUCUAUUAAGUCGACUGGGAGUAGAAGGAGUUCCACUAACCUGGGCGCUCAAUCUCCUGGUGCCAAUGACUCCACUACUCAACUCGAUGCUCCGGAUCCGCCCCCGUCUCCUUCACUGUCAAGCAGCUUAAAACGAGGCCACCAGGAUGUGGAUGCCAUGCAGCAAAGUGGCGAGGUCGACCAUGUGUCUGAUGCGCCUCCCACUGGUGCUGCACCCACUGGAUCUUCCCAGAAAGCCGGAGAAUCCAUCCUGAUCAAGCGGCAAGAUCAGCUGAACCCAAUCCUAGACUUUAUCAUGAACACACCUCUCAAUGAGCCAUCCUCCUCCCCCGGAAUGGGAAUGGGUGCUCUAAAAUCUAUCGACCUGGAUGACAUGAUCACACGUCUACUUGAUGCUGGAUACUCGACGAAGGUCACUAAGACUGUCUGUCUGAAAAAUGCGGAAAUUACAGCCAUCUGUUCAGCAGCGCGGGAGCUAUUCCUCAGUCAGCCGGCACUUUUAGAGCUGUCAGCUCCUGUCAAGAUCGUGGGGGACGUUCACGGUCAAUACACCGACCUGAUCAGAUUAUUCGAAAUGUGCGGCUUUCCUCCGUCUUCGAAUUACCUCUUCUUAGGUGACUAUGUAGAUCGGGGUAAACAAAGCUUGGAGACAAUCCUGCUUCUGCUGUGCUAUAAGCUCAAAUAUCCCGAGAACUUCUUCCUUUUACGGGGCAAUCACGAAUGUGCCAACGUCACCCGUGUGUACGGUUUCUAUGAUGAAUGUAAACGGCGUUGCAACAUCAAGAUUUGGAAGACUUUCAUUGAUACGUUCAACUGCCUACCAAUCGCUGCUAUCGUAGCGGGCAAGAUCUUCUGCGUCCAUGGGGGACUUUCACCCAGUCUCUCACACAUGGAUGAUAUCCGGGGGAUCGCACGUCCGACUGACGUUCCAGACUACGGGUUGCUUAACGACCUUCUUUGGAGUGAUCCUGCGGAUAUGGAGGAGGAUUGGGAGCCUAAUGAGCGAGGUGUGAGUUACUGCUUCGGUAAAAAGGUGAUCAUGAAUUUCUUGCAACGACACGACUUCGACCUGGUUUGCCGAGCCCACAUGGUGGUCGAGGACGGUUAUGAGUUCUACCAGGAUCGCGUUUUAGUCACAGUCUUCUCGGCCCCGAACUAUUGUGGAGAGUUUGAUAACUGGGGAGCCAUCAUGUCAGUCUCCAGCGAACUCCUCUGCAGUUUUGAGCUGUUGAAACCGUUGGAUUCCACGGCACUUAAGAACCACAUCAAGAAGGGACGGAAUAAGCGCAAUAGCGUGCUCAACAGUCCUCCUGCAAUUGUAUCUGCACAAAGUUAUUAGGCGUCCUGGUGAUUCCUUGCCAAGAAGUCGACAUCCACCAUAUGUCACCACUGGAGCGAUUUGGGCCUGGGCUCAGUUGACGUCAAGCUCGCCAUUUCAGUCUCAGCGUAGUCCUU
Messenger RNA from Aspergillus alliaceus, 1859 nucleotides. It is a transcript of the gene phzA, whose product is annotated as putative serine/threonine protein phosphatase. Bases 205 to 1743 code for a protein of 512 amino acids. The transcript has 3 exons. Gene Ontology annotation, cellular component: cytoplasm; nucleus. Gene Ontology annotation, molecular function: protein serine/threonine phosphatase activity. Lineage: Eukaryota; Fungi; Ascomycota; Eurotiomycetes; Eurotiales; Aspergillaceae. The record is from RefSeq and is a predicted model, not a curated record.